UAGAUUGCAUAUAAAUCGGUAAAAAAAAGAAUUAAUUUUAAUAUUGGUUGAAUUAAAUUUUUCGGAAAUUAAUCUAUCUUUAUACGGAUUUAAAAAAAGGAUAUCAAAUGAUGCAUUUUAUUGUGCUGAGCUCUUCUAUCAUGAGCAUGUCAUGCGACGCCUCAACAAUCUUAACACGUCCAUAAUCACAUUGAUUUUUAUGACACGCCCAAAUCGACUCGUGUGCGUACAAAUUGCGCGUAUAAAACGCUCGUCUUGUUCAUCCGCGAAAUGGAAUAAAUUACCUUUAGUUCGACCUUGAUCGUGCAAAUCGCGCGAUAGAUGAAUUCGCGCGUCGCAACACAUCGCAGAAGCAGCAAUUACGUCGUUAACGGAUGCGAGUCGCAUAGAAUAUAGAUGAUGAUGAUGGCAUGGCUUGUGAUAUGGCCUUUCCUCCUGGAUCGUUUGGUCGUUCGAUCGAUCGGUUAUGCGCGAAUCGACUAGGAGAGAAAGAAAACAGAAAAAUACUCCGGCGACAUUGCAAGGUUGGUGGAUCGCGAUGAUGCAAUUCAUGACGAGACCUGCCGUCUUCUCGUGACUUGUAAAUCCGUAAUAGCUGCUUAUAUUUCUCAGUGUCAAACAGAUACGCCUUACGAGAGCUGCGUCUCGCGAGAGUUUCGUUAGUAUUCUUGAUGACGAUUUCAAAAUACUGAUCUGGCAAGGAGCAAAGAGGAGAGACCAUCCAGAAUGGUUCUUACUGUGACAGAAGACACUCCAGCGGAUAUGCUGGCUGGAAGUAUGGAGCUUCUGGUCCAACUACCUCGCGAUCAUCAUCUUCAUACACAGAGAGUUACAGUGUUAAGAAGCACGCCAAUGAUGGACCUUCUAGUGCAGAUUGCGACGGCUCACAAAUUGACAGCUUCUAAUUAUACAUUGCAAGCGAUCGGUGAACAUGGCUUAGUUCUCUCUCAUCAUCCAAACACUCCUAUAGGAGCGUUGGACGUUCUUCAGGUUAAAUUACUUCCCAAGCAGGGCACGUGUAUGCCACGUAAAACAAAGCAAGCUAAUCAACCUUUUGAAACCACAUUUAGAUUGCAGGUACAUCUACCGAGAAAUCAACUGUAUGUAUCGAGGGUCAGUCCGAAGAUGAACCUCGGAGAAAUUCUAGAUGAAGUGUGCCGCGAGAAGAAUCUGGACAAAAAUAAUUACGAGCUUCGUCAUCCAACUAACCUGGAGGAGACAUUGGAUUUAUCACUAUCGCUGCAGGACUAUCAUCUGCAAGAAGUGACUCUUUACGCAAAACAGGCCAAAGGUCUAGGUCCGACACUAAGUACGCAGGACAUAAUGGCGCUGCAGAGGCAAGAGGAGCGGCGCCGGCAGCAAACCAAACAAAGUGUGUUUGGCUUUAUGUUUAAAAAAUCCAAAGAGAGCUCACUUAGUACGGAUAGUCUCGGGGGUCGCAGCGUGUCACCAGCCAGAAGUGACGAAACCGCGAGAAGCGCUAGUCCCCUUCAACCACCAACUCGACCACAGAGGAAAAGGAGACCAGCUCCGAAGCCGCCCACGUAUGCCGUACCUCCUGUUCAAAGUACGUCUGGGGACAGCGGCAAAGAUAAAAUGAUGAUCAAUCAUAGCCGUAACAGUAGCGACAGUUCCGGUUACCAUGAGGCCUCUGUGCUUAGCGAUAAUCCGGACUUGGCCGCAAGACUACCGGAAACUCUGCCUAGGCGGAGCAAAGCGCCAGGCAUGUCCAAUACCUCCAGGAAACUGGCGCAAACCUCACAAUCUAGUAAAAGUUUGAGCAAUCUGGUGAUGACUGGCGCAACGCUCAGUCGGGGAAUUAGCAACACUUCCCUCAGCUCCACCGGUCUUCGAAAGAAAAGAAUAGCUCCUCCUCCGCCGACGCCCAGGCCACUUUCAUCAGCUAUUUCCACGCAGGCAUUAGAACGCAUCGUUGACUCCGAGGAAUCAUUGACGUCCGAUAUGGAUCCUUCGAAACCACCAUCGGACAUUGGUGCACCAUCGAAAGCUAAUUCCGACAUCGAUUGUCCCAAAGCUAAUUCCGACAUCGCCAUCAGCACGCAGUCUAUGCUCGAGUUGGAUUAUGAACCAAAGUCGGAAGCCGCGACGUAUGAAUUUGAUGACAACAUUGAGCAGAAUCGUACUGUGAAAAUGAAUGUCGAGGCAUGUUCUGAAACAGAUUCGGUCAACUAUAAGCUUGUUAAAACGGAUGUGGAAAUGGUCGCGCCUGUAGAAGUCGCCCCAAAAGUAGAGCAAGCUAGAGUAGUAACAAAAAAAGUUGGAGAACCUGUACCCCUUCCCAAGCCUCGAAAGGUUAACACGUGUAAGGCUAGCGCUUCAGAACAUCCAAAGGUACCUAAGCGUAAAGUGAUUCCACCCUUGGCACCGCCUAGAACCGUGAGCAUGAAAUAUGAUCGUAUAAACAGUUUAUCACGUGAACGUGCAAACUCUGAACAUGUCAUACAUAAAACACAUUGCUGCGCUUCAAAUACUGAAAAUAGAUCGUCAUUGGACGAAGAUGAUUUUGUUAGACACAUUAAACGAGAAGAGACACAUUCAAAGUCGAAAAUCGAUUUUGCACCUUCCAAUGAAGAACAGAUAGGCCAAGAAAAAACGACAUCAAAAAUCGAUGAUAUUACAAUUGACGAUAGCGUGUCUUUAAAAUCAAAUCAACAUCCAAAUCAUAAAAUGGAAAGCAAUUUUGAGUUACACAAUUCUAACUGUAUGGAAUCAAUCCUUAUUAAUUCAGAAACAUAUUUUGAAUCCAAAGAUAAGUUCUUGAAUGGAGAUAAAUUUAGCAAAAAGGGAAAAAUACCAGACAUUGUCGAUAAUAUAAAUCAUGAAUCAUUAAAUUUGAGCGAAUAUUUAAGUAAUAAAGAAAAUACUGGGCUACUUUCUGAUUCCAUGGAGUUAAAUGUAUCGCAAAAGAAACUGUUAUUACUUGAAUGUAAUGUUAUUUCCAAAGAAGAAGAGACUAAUUUCUUACAACAAGAUUACAAGGUAAAGUCUAAAAACAUUGAUACAUGUGAUGAAAAUGAGAAUCAGAGUGAUAAAUCAUAUAUGUUAUUGAACGAUGAUUCUCUAAACAAAAGUAUGACCAAACCGGAUCGCAUGGCAGAACUGGAUAGCGAACGACUGAAGCAAUCAUAUCAUCAAUCUGUUUGCCAAAGACCAUUCAGAGCGUCGAGAAAAAGAAUUUCUUCCCAUGAGAAUGAGGAAAGCAUUGAGGCAGCGAAAUAUUUGCGUCCGAAAGAUGCGAUGAUCGGCACAGAAAUAAAGAAUGAUCUUGAAAAAAACAAAGAAAUGUGCACGGUGAUUUCCACCAUACCAAAGUGCGAUCAUUUUGAUGUCAUCAAAGAAGAUGAUACCUUAAAUAGUAUCAUAAAAUAUAGCAUUGCGGAAAAUGUCAAUGAAUCAUGCCAAAAACUUCAAACUGCUCAAAGCGAAGAAUCAAACAACAGUAUGAAGAAUGCUAAACGGACAAAAGUGAUUCGAAGCCAGUCUAAAUCAGAUGACUUUGAGAUGGAUACCUUGAAGAGACAAAAGCGAUAUUUCACUUCGUCUCCAGAGGACAUCGCGCACGCUUUGAACCUGAAUUUCUCCACACGGAACUCAAUAUCUUCAAGUGCGUCACAAAUAGAGCAGGAGCAAAUUGAUGCAGGACAUUGCAUUAAUCAUACAAGGGAUGUGGAUGUAAAUGAAAGAGUUACAGGUAAUCAAGAUGUUCCAUCCGAAACCGAUAUUCUGCUACAGAAGGUAUCGGAUACCUUAUCAAAUGUGCUACCAGCCUCGUCGUCCCCAGUACCAGCUUCAUCGUCUCCAAUACCGGAAACAUCGUUGCCUUUUAAGACAAAUCAUACAACCGCAUCCAUGCAAACAAACGUCGUCCCCAUUCUCGAUGAUUCCACAAUUAAAUCAGAACUCGUCGGUAUCAAGAAUGAGUCGAACGAGAGCUAUAAGUCGUGUAUCGACCUUCCAGAAAAUACUUUGAGUGCUAGCACGCCAAAUAUGACUGCGACAGGUUUGCAAGAGAAUACUUCUGACUACGUGUCAGCGAUAAGCGAAGACUUGUCGAUCAGCGACUGGGAGUAUCAGCUUCCGGCUCCGCCAAGUGCCUUUCGCGAUUCACAUUCGCCUGUCUUUGACGAUGAUGAUACGGUUACGCUGGGAUCAGUAGAGGCCUUCAAGGAACCGCAAGGAAGCUCAGUUUCGAAGUUAGCUAAUGCGACAGAUAGUAACAAUAAGGAUAUCGAAUCGACAAAGAAUUUAUUGAAUAAUUCUGAAGCGAAUUUUGAAUUGCAGGAAGCUUUAAAUGAAAAAACAGACUUCGUGCCCGAAGCGGAAAUUGAUAAACAAAUAUUAAAUAAAUCUGUCGAGCAAACAUCCGACAUUUCCCAUAAAAUGAAACCUAAUCCAAAUUUGCGGAAAGAAAUUAUUUCGGAAUUGGAAAACAAAAUAGAGAUCGGAACAUUAACGCAAACUAUUAAUAAGGACUUCGAUAGAAAAAAUAUGAACAGCUUAUCCGCACCGGAAAUAGCGCCCGUGGACAAUACUUUGCCCAACUUUACAAUCACUACUUAUACCAAACAGAAUAGCCUAGACAUUUUCGAAGAGUUUGAGGAAUCCAGCGGUUAUGCGAAAAACACAGAUGAUAGAUUUAUUAAAACGUUUGCUACACUUUCAAGGAAUAAAGCAGAUAGUUAUGAUAAGAAAAGUAUGAUGAAUAUGCAUUUAAUUAACAAUAUAUCGCAUGACAUGAAGGUGAUGUCUAAGUCUGAAGAAUCGAAUGCCAGUAACCUUGAUUGUAAAACCGAACCAAAAAAUCACAAUCAAAAUGAGUUGAUCCACAGACUGCAGUCUCUCAACGCGACCAAUGAAAAGACUAAUAUCCAGCGAUCCAAGAGUUAUAUAUCGAUAUCCAGUAACGCCAAAUACCAAACAGAAACACAGAAAAUCGGUGAAAGAAAGCACGAGCCACAAGUUGAACAGGGGAGUAUUAGUAUAAAAAAAUCUACAAGCAUCACAGACUUGAAUGUCGACGUAUUACGAGGCAACGAAAAGUUCUCGCAAUGGAGAGAUAACAUGUUAAAACAUCAAAAAAAGCCUAGCAAGGAGAAGCAAUUACAAUCAUUGCAGGUACUGAAAAGUAUUUUACCGCAGUUGAAAAAUGCUCAACAAGCGGAGGAAAAUAUGUCUAAAGAAUACAGUAGCGCAUUAUUAACUGAAAAAAGCAGAUAUGAGCCUGAAUCCAACGAACAUUUCAUCAAAACGAAUGUAGUUUCAACACGCGAAUCUCAGGAUUCAGAACCGGAAUGUAAACAAUUGCCAAAAGAAAAAAAUAUAAAACGUUACGUUUAUACUGGUCCACCUGCGAUCAGUUUGGGCAGUUGGUCGGAAAGACCCAGCAUUAAUGUUCAAAUCAAAAUGGAUACCGAUUAUAAACUAGGAAGAAACAAUACGAACAGCAGUAAGACCGUUGUUAAUAUUAACAGCACAAAAAAUGAGAAGGAUUUCGUGGAUUAUGCCAGCCAUGUCAAUAAAAAUAAUAUCGCUAAGCACGAGAUUAAAAUCAAUUCUUCGGCGAAUAAGAAUCCUGACGAACUCACGAGAAAGCUAAUCACACAUACAACAGCGUCAGGUUUCAAGACACCGAUGUCGAGUCGAGUUAACGCGUUUGAUUCGACAAAAGACACAGAUAGACCCUUUGUGAUGGGGGUCGAGUUGAAGAAGACCUUCAUUGAGAUGCCGAAGGAAAUGUCGAAGAACAGUGAAAACGAAAUCGACACAUCAAUAAAUUUCAGAGAAUUGACAAAUACAUUCGCUCAGCAUAUGAAUUUUAAGCAGAAACCUAAACGCGCUAAUAUUAAUAAACACUCGUCGAAUUGUGAUAUACAAAUGGAUAAGAUAGAAAAAACAGCAGAACCGAAUGUCAAGCAAAACAGUCAUGCCAAGUAUGCGAAGGUAUCUAAUCAGAACGAUCUUUCAUCCAAAAGUCAGUUCUGCAAGCACGAUAUUCAGGAGAAUGCACAGGCAAAAAGGUUCACGUCCGUCGUGGGAGUAAAUGGGACGAGUCAAAAUUUUAGGCCGCAAAAUGAAACAUUCCUCAAAUGUAAUAUCAAUAACUCUGUCAAAAUCAAUCCACCGAUGCCUGUCGUAAAGGGAUUCAAGAUACCUAUUACUGAAUCUAAAGUAAAUAAUAAUCAAAUAAAGCAUAAUGAAUUAUCAACAAUCGAUGGUUCUAGUGAGGACAUGCAUCCUUCUAAACUUCCAACCAUGCCAGUGAUAACAGGAGUGACACUGAAAAAUGCCAGCGCAAAACCCAAAUCAGUACCAGUUCAAUUAGAUUCUAGGGAUACACUAUUGGAAUCUAUCAGGAAUUUCGGCGGACGUAACAAGUUAAAAAGUAUUGCAGGAAGAUAUUAAUUGCGCGCUAUUAAUUCUCUAUAAAUAUCUCAGCACUUAUAAAGCAACUUAGACAGUGAAGAAUCUGUUUGAUGCAAAGACUCCAAGAUUUGUGAGUUUUUUUGUUUUUUUUCCUUCAUUAUAUGUAAAUUUAUAUCAUUUGUUUUCGUUUGUAAAUCGAUAUCAGAUUAAAUGUGAAAGCUAUAUUCUUUUUAUUUACAAACAAAACGUACAAAUAAUUUUGACAAAAUUUUUAUUUAAUCCUAGAAUACUACUAAAAAUUAUUUUCCAAAUAGGAUGCAUUUUAAAAGACUUGAUAAUUUAACAUUAAAAUUGGUAAUUGUUAAAUCUCGAAAAUCACUAAAAACAAAAAUAUGCACUCUUUAUUGCAAUAUUUUUUUAUCUAUUCAACUAUUGUAUAUGUAUUAUUAAAAAUUUUUGUCUAAAUAGAAUUUAAAAUUUUGCAAUGCAAAGAUGUAAAUCGAUAUCAGUUUAAGUUUGGAAAUAAAACAAAAAUAUUCUAUCUGCGAUUUUAAUAUAUAGUUAUUAUUAUAUUUUGUUUUUUGUAGUAUUUUGGGAUUAACUUAUAAGAAAAAAUAUUCAAAUAGCAUUUUAAUAUUUUGAGUGCUGAUUUAUACGGCUAGAAAGUCACUUAUAGAAAUGAAAAAUAUUUGUUCAGACAUUAACACAUGCUCUUAUAUGUAAUACAUACACUUAUAUUACACACACACACACACACACACACACACACACACACACACACACACACACACUAUAUAUAUAUAUGAAUAUGUAUAAAUUCAAGAAAAGGAGAUAUUUAUGUUUUUCACAUCGCAUUUAACGUGGAGAAAAAAAUAACAACUAAGAAAUAUGUCCUCGUGAUAUUAGUAAUCGAUAUUGCAAAUUGCUCGAGUGUUACAUUUUAUUAUGUAUAUUCUUUCAAACUAUACUUUCAAUAGAAAUAAUUAAAUGGUACUAAAAUCCGGUUAUAGCUCCACGUUAAGCACAUGUAAAUAUGAUAUAGAAAAAGCUAAAACAACCAAAACUCCGUCGCAAGACGAUAGAAAAUGUACAUAGUAUUCGAUAUUUACUUGAUUGUAAAAAAAGAACGGGAAAACAUUUAUUUACAUGAAUAGUCAUCAACGAUUGCUCAUUAAUUAACGUGAAGAGAGAAAAUUAGAUUAGUUAUCUUUAGUUUGAUAGAACCGUUUGAUUUUAGCUUUAUUGAGAUGUAUACUUAUAAAAAAAAGAUAUAUAAUACCAAAAUUAAUCGUAAAUAAAUUGAUAUAGAUAUUAAUAGCGAUUUAAUGCUAAAUAUUAACAUGUCCAAUUUUCACGAUUAACUGUAAGUUUCUAUCAACGGGACCAAAGGUGAUAUCUUAUUUUAUCCAUGCACGACACUAAUUUAGAGUUGUGUAAAAUGCGUCAUUACUGUGCUAAAUACGAAAUAGUCUUUUAAAUCUGGUCAAUGUUGAGUUAUAUCGAAAUGAUUGGACUUAAUGAUAUAAAUUUAUAAUUAUAUAGAUAAAUGUAUUAUAUUAAAAAUAUUGAGCAAUUUAUUUUCCUCUAUAAAUAAUAUUGUAUCGAUAUAACAAGCAAUUAUAUUUUGGCAUAAGGUGUGAAGUAUUAUAUAUAUAUAUGGAUAUAUUCCAUAUAUAUUUAUAUAUGGAUCUUUUUCUCCUUAGGCAUUUAUAAGUUGUAGCGAAUGUAGCGUUCAUAUGAAAAUUGAGAGAUGAAUUAUAAGAACAAUUAAUAUUUAGAUAGUAAUUUUCACUAUACUGUACAUGAGAAAAGAAAAUAAAGUUAGAGUUU
Messenger RNA from Formica exsecta, 8214 nucleotides. Its product is annotated as cordon-bleu protein-like 1. The coding region runs from base 727 to 6423 and encodes 1898 amino acids. The record is from RefSeq and is a predicted model, not a curated record. Gene Ontology annotation, molecular function: actin monomer binding. Gene Ontology annotation, biological process: signal transduction. The transcript is spliced from 12 exons. NCBI's taxonomy places the organism in Eukaryota, Metazoa, Arthropoda, Insecta, Hymenoptera, Formicidae.